AUGAAGUUCUCGGGCCUCCUCGGCCUCCCGGCGUUGCUGGCCACUGCGCUCCUGGCGCCCGCGGCGCUCGUCGGAGCCGAACACACGAGCAACUGGGCAGUGCUGGUGUGCACCUCGCGAUUCUGGUUCAACUACCGCCAUUUGGCGAACGUCUUGUCCAUGUACCGCACCGUCAAGCGGCUCGGUAUCCCCGACUCGCAGAUCAUCCUCAUGCUCCCCGACGACAUGGCCUGCAACCCACGCAACGCGUUUCCCGGGACGGUGUAUUCGAACGCCGACCGCGCCGUCGAUUUAUAUGGCGACAACAUCGAGGUGGACUAUAGGGGAUAUGAAGUGACGGUGGAGAACUUUAUCCGGCUGUUGACGGACCGUGUUGGGGAGGAGAUGCCGCGCAGCAAGAGGCUGUUGACGGACGACCGAAGCAAUAUCCUGGUGUACAUGACGGGCCACGGUGGGAACGAGUUUCUCAAGUUUCAGGAUGCCGAGGAGAUUGGUGCGUUCGAUCUUGCCGACGCGUUCGAGCAGAUGUGGGAAAAGAAGAGAUACAACGAGAUCCUAUUCAUGAUCGACACUUGCCAGGCCAACACCAUGUACAGCAAGCUCUACUCGCCCAACAUUAUCGCCACCGGCUCCUCCGAGCUCGACCAAUCGUCAUACUCGCACCACGCCGACAACGACAUCGGAGUCGCCGUCAUCGACCGCUACACAUACUACAACCUCGAGUUCCUCGAGACCGAGGUGCGCGAUACGAGCAGCAAGAAGACGGUCGGCGACUUGUUCGACAGCUACACGUACGAGAAGAUCCACUCGCACGCGGGCGUCCGCUACGACCUGUUCCGCGGCGGUGCCGACGCAGCGCGGAAGCGGCUCGUGACGGACUUCUUUGGAAAUGUGCAGAACGUCGAGGUUGACGCGGCUAAGAACACGACGGCUCUGGACGAGGAUAUACUCUCGCUCAGCAGGACCAUCGCGGCCCUGAACCGCAAAGCGGAGGAAGAGGAGGCUGCCCUUAAGAAGAAUGCCAGUGGGGAGGCCGAGACGACGCACGUCAGGCAGAAGAAGGUACAGUUCGCGAAGCCCCUGACGGAUGAGAACUGGUGGACCAAGAAGAUUCUCGGGGCCGCCGCGUAUCUCCCCCUUCGGGAAAUCACUGUCAACUCACGGCCACUGGUCAAGCGGGCGAUACAAUUCUCAUGCGAUGGUGACCUCGCCGUCACUGCCGACGAUUCUGUCCAUGUCUUUGUCCCAGAGUUCCCCGACUUGUCAAGGCGCCGAGAAAGGCUGAAGGCCCGCGUAAAUGGUCAGCAAUUCAGCGCCGACGAUACCUCCUCGGAUGAGGAAGAAGACGAGAAUGGGGGCCCGAGAAAUUACAACCAUCAAGCCCUCCGCGCUCAGUACUCCGAGGGUAGCAAGCACAUGCCUGUAUCCUUCCCGCCUUUAGACCCGCGCGUCAAUCGAGAGCUCUUCAUGGCCCAAGACAUUCGCUUCCCCUACGAAGGGGCGGCUGACGCCGAUGUUGUGGAUGCCGACAGCAACGACGACUCUGCGGGCUCCGACGGUGCCUACGACUCGGAGGAUGAAGACGACCAGGGCACCGGUUUGGGUUCCAACCGGCCCUACGGCGCUGGUUAUGGGCCCAUUACCGGAGUUGGAAGCAGCAUGAAUCACGUCGUGGGCAUCGGCUGGUCUCCGUCCGGCCUAGGUGUCAAUCGCCGCCCCAUUCUAGCCGUUUUGACGGGUUCGGGGACGCUCACCAUGUUCGGAGAUGGCAGUGAGUUCGCUAACAUUUUACCGCGCGCCAACGAGGGAAUGCUCCAGCGCCGCGAACUCAACUCGUGGGUUGUCCUUUGGGGCGUCGGUGAACGCUUGAUCGUUCCCGGCCAGCAGACCGAUAUCAGCGAGUAUCUCCGCGGCUUCGCAUGGGCCCGUGAGGUUGCGCCUGGGCAAGCCCUACUUGCGACCAUCAACGACUUGAACGAGGUGGCUAUCAUCAGUGUACAGUGUGCUUUCGUGACGGACGACACCAACUCCAGGGGGGACUUCUCAUUCCGGACAGAACCGCGAGAGAACGUGGUUUGGUUGGUGCGUGAGAUCGCACGCUUCAAAGCGGAAGGGCCUCAUAAAACAACCAACCCAUUGGACCCUGACUAUGUCCCCUUCGGUACCUCGUUUGGUCUGAGAUGGGGUCCUUGGCUCCAAACUAAUGAGUCCCGGACCUGUGCGCUCUCCUUUAUUGACCGAGGCUACGUCGGCUUCCGGAGUAUCACAAUCAAGGAGCCAUGGGUUCGAGGUGAGCUUCCAAGCCUGGAAAUCGGGAGCGACGACAUCUAUGGCAUGUGUGUGCACCUUUCCGUCGACGCAUUUGUAGAGUUCGAGGAUGCUAUAUGGACGCAAGGUCCCGUCAGCUCUUGCAGGGGGCUGAUUGCCACUGGAUUCGACUUGAAGCAGUUCGAAGUAAACCUCCUCGGGGGGCCGCGCCACCAAACGGAGAAACACAGCGUUUGGGACUGCGGCACCGUUUAUCGAGAGGACGCAGAGCAUGCGUCCCAAAAUCCUAUCGCCGACCUUGUCAUCCAUCCCCCUAAUCUUGCCAACCCAACCCCGACUCCGCUUUACACACUCAUCCGCUUGUCUGCCACGGCCACCACUCAUGAUUGGUAUCAGACAAAUGUUCCUGCUUACAAUGAUCCCGCAGUAGACCCGCGCCCGCAAUGGGUACGAACUAUUGCGCAGAAACUCGAAGUCCGAGUUCCCGUCGACAUGCACCUGACACGCAACUACGACGACAGUGGAUCAGAGGGCUCUGGUUCGGGGUCUGAGGAAGAAGACGACGAACUAGACAUGGAUGGCGACCUUGACUCCCUUGGUGAUGAAGAGGACAUUGUUGAUAGUGCCGAGCCCACGGUCCUCGAAAUUCCCGAGAUCCACCCCCACCGCUACCGCCUCCACGGCUUGACCCUCUCCCCAGGGGGCGGUGUCGCCGCGGUCCUCGCUAGCAACCACAGCACACAACGCCCCGAGCGCGGCGGUUGGCACACGGUGAGGUCUAAUGUGCUGUUCGGGCACAAACCCCGGCGUCAACACCAAACCACCGCAGUAUUGCAUCCCGACUACGACCUUCCAAUCGACCCGCAGGUGAUGAACAUGAAGAUGGACAACCACACCCCAGCGGCGAAUCCCGACCACUACAACCGCCUAACAACCGAAGCAAAACUCUUCGAGAACCUCUACGGCGGCGGCCCGGAGGUACCCGGCGUGCACUACCACCCCAUCACCAACCCAACCACCAACCCAACCACCACCAGCACCACCACCACUUCCCCCUCCUCCCCCUCCCCACCCUCCAACGCCACCGACCGCCUCCGCGCCCUCUUCACGCCAGCGCUAGCCACGCAAAAGUGCGACCUGUGCGGCACGCCCGUGGACCGGCGGCGGGGCGGGCUCAGCGGGUGCCGGCACGGCCACUUCUUCGGGACGUGUGCGACGUCCGGGCUCGCCGUGCAGACGCCCGGGGCCACGCGCAGCUGCGGCGCGUGCGGCCUGCGCACGAUGCGCGCCGAGGUGCUCGUCGCCAAGAUGCCCGAGGCGGAGCGGCGGGAGGAGGUGAGAAGGUUGGUCGGGGAGGGGGUCUGUGGUGCGUGCGGGGGUAAGUUUUUGAGUUGA
Chaetomium fimeti is the source of this 3663-nucleotide messenger RNA. RefSeq names its product gpi-anchor transamidase-like protein. Gene Ontology annotation, molecular function: GPI-anchor transamidase activity. The record is from RefSeq and is a predicted model, not a curated record. The coding region runs from base 1 to 3663 and encodes 1220 amino acids. Gene Ontology annotation, biological process: proteolysis; attachment of GPI anchor to protein. The transcript is spliced from 6 exons. Lineage: Eukaryota; Fungi; Ascomycota; Sordariomycetes; Sordariales; Chaetomiaceae. Gene Ontology annotation, cellular component: GPI-anchor transamidase complex.